AUGAGUCUCAGAGUUUUGCUGAUCAGUUGGUUUCUGGGCGCUUUCCGCGCGAAAGGCGGCCGCGCGCAAGAAGCCGGCUACGACAGGAAAGCGCUGCAGAGUCUCACGGAGUUUCGCCAACUCCACAGAAAGACAGUCGACGGCCGUUUGUGCGCCGCGGCCUUCGUGCAAGACGGCCGGACAUACACGGACUGCACGGCAGUGCGGAACCCCGAGGGCGUUUCGGGUAGACAUUGCAAGAAAGAAAACAGAAGAAAUGAAGACUGCUGCUGCAUUUUUCCUGGCCCAGGAGCAUGCUGCUGCUGCUGCAGGCGGCUGCGGGCGACUUUGCGGAAGCACGAAGAGGUAAGGGGGGUUUGCUGCAGCAGCAGAGGGUUUGCUGCUGCAGCGCAGCCGCAGCUGUGCCUCGCAGCUCCUGCUGCUGCUGAGCGCAUGCAAAGAGUUCAAGAAAUCCUCGGGGGGGCCCCCAGGGCCCUGGAGGAGCUUCGGGGGGAACUUUCGAAGUUGCUGCUGCAGCAGGGGAUGAGUGCGGAGUUGGCAGCAGCAGCAGCAAGAGACGCGGCUGCUGGCAGCAGCAGCAGCAGCAAGUUUUCCUGCGGCGGUGAGUCUGGCCUUUUUCCAAUUUGCGGCCAAGUGCAACUCGGCUGCUGCAGCGCUGCGAGGCCCAACGGCCGACGGGCUGCGGGCCACGAUCUACAGCAACGCGGCCUUCGGGGGGCCCCCCGCGGCCUUCCAGGACUUCCCCACAGUGGACUUCGAGGCCCGCGGGCUGUACCCUUUUGGGGGGGCCCCCCUGGGGGCCCCCGGACUGUACCCUUUUGGGGGGGCCCCCCUGGAGGCCUUUUCCGUUCGCUGGGAGGGCUUUUUGCAAAUUCAACUUUCCGAAACUUUCCGAAUCUUCACUGUUGCCUGUGGGGCCCGAGUCUUCCUCGACGACUCUCCGAUUCUGGUGGACCGCAUGCAAGUUCCCGCAGCAGCAGCAGCAGCAGCAGCAGCAGCAGCAGCAGCAGCAGAGCCGGAGAAGCCGCUGCCGCCGCUGCCGCCCUCGGGCUUCACCGGGGUCGCCAAAGUCUUUUCAAGUCCGCAGCGCGCAUGAUGCUGGGGUGGACUUCCGCGACUGUGCCCGAGCAGCCAAUUCCAGCAGCAAAUCUUUUCCAAAGUGACUCUCCGCCGCUGCUGAAGCUGGGGGGCCUCCCGGGGGGCCCCUUUGACUUGUAA
Messenger RNA from Eimeria necatrix, 1218 nucleotides. RefSeq lists its product as hypothetical. Lineage: Eukaryota; Apicomplexa; Conoidasida; Eucoccidiorida; Eimeriidae. The record is from RefSeq and is a predicted model, not a curated record.